Sphaerulina musiva SO2202 is the source of this 846-nucleotide messenger RNA. RefSeq lists its product as uncharacterized. The transcript has a single exon. Bases 88 to 738 code for a protein of 216 amino acids. Lineage: Eukaryota; Fungi; Ascomycota; Dothideomycetes; Mycosphaerellales; Mycosphaerellaceae. Gene Ontology annotation, molecular function: acyltransferase activity, transferring groups other than amino-acyl groups. The record is from RefSeq and is a predicted model, not a curated record.
CGCAGAACUGCCGUUGGAAAGCUUUCGACGGGACACAUCUGCUCUACCUGACAACAUAUCAAUCCAAGAAAAAAAUCCAAAAUCAAAAUGCCAGUGAAAGCUAUUCCUGCUGAAGAUGCUGAUUUCGAAAGAAUCUUCGAAAUCACAUCACUAGCCUUUGAUAGGAAUGAACCAGUAUGGGACGCAAUGUGGCCGAGCCAUUGGUUGCCCCAAGGACGUCAGCAAGGAGCGGAGCGCAUGCGAAAGACCAAGAACACCACUCCGGAAACAACGUAUAUUAAGGCAAUCGAUACUGAGACUGGAAAAAUCUUGGGAAUGGCGAAAUGGAACAUAUUCCAGAACUACUCGCCGUCACGGAGUGAAGUACCCGACAUUUACGAGAAUAACCAAGACAGAGACUACGCUCAAGGAGUGGUUGAUGCCUUCCUCGCAACGCGGAACCAGGCCAUCAAGGAACGAGACGGCAAUGUCAUCGCUCUCGACAUUCUGACGGUCGAUCCAGCAUAUCAACGUCAAAAAGUCGGAUCUUGUUUGGUUGAGUGGGGAACUCGGAAGGCCGAUGAGAUGGGCUUUGAUGCGGUCGUGGAAUCCAGUGUCUUCGGCAGGGGCUUAUAUGAGAAACAUGGAUUCGAGUAUCAGAACGACGUCCAAGUGACGGUCCCGGGGUAUGAGAAUGAUGCCAGUAGACCGACCGGUUCCUUUGCGUGGAUGGUGAGACCAAAGACAACAAAGGCUUGAUCGUAGACUGGGCUGUAUGCUCUAACAUCUCACCGACUGGGUCGAGUAUACCUUAAUUACCUAGGUAGGUAAGGUACCUAUGUAAUCAAUGGCUAUGGCCGCACGCAC